AAGCGUGCGAUAUGCAUCAAAGUCGUUCACAACGUCGGGCAAUUAACAACGGCUCACAAAAAUUUUUACCACGAAAAAAAAUUCGAAAUAUUCAAAAAUAUGGCCAAUAAAUUCGUUCUCAUCGCUUUGUUCGCCUGUGCCGCUGUAGCGAACGCUGGUCUACUGCCUGCCGCUGCCAUUGCUCCUGGCUUUGUCGCACCUUACGCGUCAUCGUUCAAUGCUCAUCACAUUAAUCACGCUGUUGCGUUGCCAGUCGCUCCACCCGCAGUGCCAGUUGCUGCACCGGCACCCUUCGCCGUCGCUGCCCCACCUAGAGUAGCCUUUGCUGCUCCUGCUCCUGUUGCAGCGCCAUUAGCAUUCGCACCUAAGUUGGCUUUGGCCGCCCCAGCACCGGUUGCCUUCGCUGCCCCUGCUAGAAUAGCUGCCCCUAUCGCCGCACCUUUGGCUGCGCCUCUGCCAUUUGCGCCGGCGCCACUCCAAUACGCUCCAGCACCUCUGCGUUUCGCCGCGCCAGCACCCUUCCUGGGUUAAACCAUUGAAGCCAACUGAACUAUAUAUAUUUGUAAAUACACUGGGCACUUAUUAUGAUUAAAUUAUUGUAAGGAAUGCAUAUUCUUAAACUUUGAUUUGCUGAUUAUUAUAGAAAAUGUACAAAAAUAUAAAUACGAAAGAAUUAUCUUAAUC
Bactrocera dorsalis (oriental fruit fly) is the source of this 684-nucleotide messenger RNA. RefSeq names its product nematocyst expressed protein 3-like. The record is from RefSeq and is a predicted model, not a curated record. The transcript has 2 exons. The coding region runs from base 100 to 531 and encodes 143 amino acids. NCBI's taxonomy places the organism in Eukaryota, Metazoa, Arthropoda, Insecta, Diptera, Tephritidae.